AUGUCCAGAUUUUACAACUCUAACAAUGAUGAAAUUCUUUCUUCUAAAAUUAUAAUUGAAGGAGCCACUCCUCAUGUUGAUCCUAAGAUUAUAUCUAACUCGGAUAUACAAUUCUAAAGUGAAAUUAGUAAUAUGGAAAGCAUGAGAUCCAUAAAUCAAGAGACUAAAAAAAAAAUUAAGCUCAUUUAGAAGAAUUCUUAAAUUUUUUCUCUCAAAUUUCAAGUAACAGUACUUUUUUAACUUAAGCAACCUGCUCUAAUAAAUAGUAAAAAAUAAAUCUAACACAGCUUAUUUAAGAUUGACAACAACCAAGAUGGUAAAUUAAAGCAAGUUUUAAAUAAGUAGAUGUUAAAGAAAUUCAAAGAUAAUUUAUUAUAAAACGCACAUAUUUUAUCUCAAAAAGUGUUGUAGGAGAAAAAACCUCUAUUAAAUUACUUAUUUUUAGAUUAUGUAACAUAAGAUGACAAGUAAUUAAAAAAAAAUAAACUCAUAAAUAAUAUAGAGAAACUUCUAUUCUGCUAAGUUUUCUUACCAUAAGACAAUUUUGUGAAAUAUUGGAAUUUAUUUAGCAUUCUAUUUAGCUUUUUUAUACUAUGGUUUUCACCAUUCAUUAUUUCGUUUUAAUUAUUAUAAAGCUCCAGUGUUUAAUAAACUAUAGUAUUUAUAUUCAUUUUUUUAUUGGUUGAUGGAUUAAUUACUUGCAAUAAAGCAUAUCUUCAACAAGGAGAAGUAACAAAUUUUACUAUUAAAUAGCUAGUUAUCAGUAGACGAUAGAUUAUAAAUAAUUACUUAAGAAAUCAAGUCUUAAGUGACUUUUUGAAUCUUUUCAUUUGGAUUUUGAUGUAUAAUGGAAUAGAAUCCUUCCAGAUAAUUUAAAUUUUAUCAAUAUUUUAGAUCAUCAUCAUAAUAAACACUGUGUAUAAAAAAAUCAAUAAUUUUGUCGAUUAUUUAUACUUGAAUGGUAACUUAAGUGAAGUCUUGGAUCUAGCAUUUUUAAUAAUCUCAUUAUAUUAUUUUGUUCACAUCAUAGGCUGUCUUUGGCAUUAUUUGGCAGUCUUAGGAGAGUAACUAAACCAAGUUUCAUGGAUCCAGAAGUAUUCCCUUGAAAAUCAAUCAUCUCUUGUAAAAUAUGACUAUGCUGUAUACUGGGCAACAAUGACUAUGGUGACAGUUGGAUAUGGUGACAUUACAGCAUCAAAUCCUAUUGAAAUUGUGUUUUCAAAUUUUACGAUGUUUAUUAGUAGCUUUGUGUUUGCUUAUUCAAUGAAUUCUAUUGGAAUUAUAAUAAAGAAUCUCUAUGAUGUAAGAAAUUUAUACAAGUAAAGUAUGUCAUUAAUUAUAAAGAAGGUAAUUGAUCUUAAUUAAUGCCUACAUGAAGAACAAUUUGGUUGAGGACUCUAUAUCCAAUAGAGUUAGAAAUUAUCUAAAGAAUUAAGUUGAUCAUGAAUCUAAGAACAAUUAGAUUGAAGUAUCAAUCAAAGUAGUAAUAAUAGGCUUAACAAAUCAUUGACAACCUACCUCAUGGAUUGAAAGAUGAUGUGAACAUCAACAUUAAGACUAGAAUAUUAUCAAAUAUGAAAUUGUUAGUAAGCAACUUCUCGAAGCAGACUCAAUCUCAAAUAAUUCAUAAGCUUGAAUAGGUUAGUUUUAUACCUAAUGAUGUUAUUUAUGAUUCUGAAGGAUUAAAUUUAGAUUAGUAUCUGUAAGACUUUAUCUCUAAAAAUAUAGCUAUUAUAUAGAUUAAGGCUCUGCCAGUCUUGUAGAAGUAAGAACCUAGAAAAUUGUUUAAGAAUAUAAAGAGGGUGAUACUUUGGGAGAGCAUUCAUUUAUAAGUGGGUUGCCACAAAAAUUUAAACUAAUUAGCACGAGUUUCUGUUAAUUAUAUAGAAUUUCUAGGUAGGAUCUUUUGAAGGUGCUUUAAAAUAAUUAGAAAGAUAAAGAAAUAUUCUACUCUUUAUAAGAUUAAUUACUAUAUCUCUCUGAUUAUAGUUUAAUAAACAAGAAGUGUAAUUUCUGCCAUAAAUUUGAUCAUUAAAAUAGUGAUUGCUUCAUAAUCUCAUACAAACCCAAUCUGGAAAAAAUAAUUAAGAUGCAGGAAUUCUUAAUCUAACCAAGAAGUUAGCUGAAUAGAAAUGCCCGUUAGAAGCUUAAAGUAGUAAAUUAAAUCUAAGUACUAUUAUUUUAAAUUAAAUAGGGUAUUUAAAGUACUAUCUUAUAGUUUUAAUAAAGUGAAAUCAUAUCUAAUCAAAAUGACUCUUUAACAAUAAUGAGUGGAACCAAGAGAAUAAAGUAGUAUUCUACUCACAGAUAAAGCGAUAAUAAAAUAGAAUAGCCAGAAUCAUCUUCUGUUAGUGAACAAUCUCCGGAUAUAUAGAUUGAGAAAAUGGCUUAUCGAAAACCCUCUUCGAAUUUUACCGGAAAAUUUAAUAUAUAAAACCUUCAAAGCAUAGAGAAUAAAGAUGCGUAAAGGAAGAUAUCAAUAGCAAUAUUGAAAGAACAAACCUUAAAUCCAGAACACCCAAGUUCCUAAAUCAUUCAACUAAGGUCUAUCAAAAAUCUUUCAAAUCCAGCUAUAUUAGAAUAUGAAGAACAUAUCAAAUAGAUAAAAUUUGCAACUAUUGAUAUUGAUAAAGGCUAUGAAUUUUAAAACUAUUUGCCAUAAAAUAAUCUUUAGAAUGUCAUCCUAAAUUACAAUAAACAAAAAGCUAAAUUUAUACCAAUUUAUUAAAAAAGCAUAAAUAAAUCGUUGAAAUACACAUUUUAUUUUAAAAUUGCUAAAUUGGCAUCUUAAAUGAGAAUGAUAGCUGCUCCAAUAACAAGGAGACUACUCAAAGGUCAUCAAAUGAAAAAGCAUUUACAAGAUUCUUGA
Paramecium octaurelia is the source of this 2869-nucleotide messenger RNA. The record is from the annotation of a GenBank genome assembly. NCBI's taxonomy places the organism in Eukaryota, Ciliophora, Oligohymenophorea, Peniculida, Parameciidae.